UGCCGGGGGAGGGAGGGAGGAGCUGGGGGGGCGGCGAUGGAGCCGGAGCCGGGCGAGCGGAGCCGGCGGGCGGCGGCCUGAAGCCCCCGCCGGCAGCGGCAGCGGAGCCCCCCGACCCCCGGCGCCGAGCCCACCCUGAGGAAUGAGCGCUUUCCAGGCAGACCUCCUCCUCCUCCUGCUCGGCUGCCUCCUGCUCAGCCACGAACUGGGGCUCCCAGGAAGAGGAUGCUGCCUAGUCCUGGGGUUCAUGUACAAGGAGAAGUACCGCAGGAUGACUGAAGGCCAAGCGUCGUCAUUCACGCAGCAGCCCCAGGACCAGGUGGUGAUCGCUGGGCAGCCAGUGACCCUGCUCUGUGCCAUCCCCGAGUACAAUGGCAUCGUGCUCUGGAUCAAGGACGGGCUGGCCCUUGGAGUCGGACGGGACCUCUCAAGUUAUCCGCGCUACCUGGUCGUAGGAGACCAUCUGUCAGGACAGCACCACUUGAAAAUCCUGAGGGCUGAUCUCCAGGAUGACGCCGUGUACGAGUGCCAGGCCAUCCAGGCUGCCAUCCGAUCCAGACCUGCCCGGCUGACCGUCCUGGUUCCUCCAGAUGAUCCUGUCAUUAUGGGGGGGCCCAUCAUCAGCCUGAGAGCAGGAGACCCCCUGAACCUGACCUGCCACGCAGACAAUGCCAAGCCAGCAGCCUCCAUCAUCUGGAUGCGGAGAGGAGAAGUCAUCAAUGGAGCCACCUACUCCAAGACACUUCUCCGUGAUGGCAAGAGGGAGAGCAUCAUGAGCACCCUUUUCAUCGCCCCCUCCGACAUUGAGAACGGGGAGAGCAUCGUGUGCCGCGCCACCAACAAAGCCAUUCCCGGUGGGAAGGAGACCUCGGUCACCAUCGACAUCCAGCACCCACCCCUGGUGAACUUGUCCGUGGAGCCGCAGCCGGUGCUCGAGGACAACACUGUGAAGUUCCACUGCUCCGCCAAGGCCAACCCCGCCGUCACCCAGUACAGGUGGGCGAAAAAAGGCCAGGUUAUAAAGGAAGCCUCUGGUGACUUCUAUGAAACCAUCGUGGACCACACCUUCUUCUUUGAGCCUGUCUCCUGCGAGGUCACCAAUGCCCUGGGCAGCACAAACAUCAGCAGGACAGUGGAUGUCUACUUUGGGCCCAGGAUGGCGACAGAACCGCAGUCCCUGCUGGUGGACCUGGGCUCGGAUGCCGUCUUCAACUGCGCCUGGACCGGGAACCCCUCCCUCACCAUCGUCUGGAUGAAGCGAGGCUCGGGCGUGGUCCUGAGCAAUGAGAACAAGCUGACCCUGAAGUCUGUGCGCCAGGAAGACGCCGGGAAAUACGUGUGCCGGGCCGUGGUGCCGCGGGUGGGCGCGAGCGAGCGGGAGGUGACGCUCACCGUCAACGGGCCCCCCAUCAUCUCCAGCACCCAGACCCAGCACGCCCUGCACGGCCAGAAGGGGCAGAUCAAGUGUUUCAUCCGCAGCACUCCACCCCCAGACCGCAUUGCUUGGUCCUGGAAGGAGAACGUCCUGGAAUCCGGGACCUCCGGGCGCUACACGGUGGAGACGGUCAGCACGGACGAGGGGGUCAUCUCCACACUGACCAUCAGCAACAUCGUCCGGGCCGACUUCCAAACCAUCUACAACUGCACUGCCUGGAACAGCUUUGGCUCCGACACCGAGAUCAUCCGGCUCAAGGAGCAAGGUACGGAAAUGAAAUCAGGAGCUGGUAUUCAAGCAGAGUCGGUGCCCAUGGCAGUGAUCAUCGGCGUGGCCGUGGGGGCCGGCGUGGCUUUCCUGGUGCUGAUGGCCACCAUCGUCGCCUUCUGCUGCGCCCGCUCCCAGAGGAAUCUCAAGGGUGUGGUUUCUGCCAAGAACGAUAUCCGCGUGGAGAUCGUGCACAAGGAGCCGGCCUCGGGCAGGGAGGCGGAGGAGCACCCGACCAUCAAGCAGCUGAUGAUGGACCGGGGGGAGUUCCAGCAGGAUUCGGUGCUGAAGCAGCUCGAGGUGCUCAAAGAGGAGGAGAAGGAGUUUCAAAACCUGAAGGACCCCACCAACGGCUACUACAGCGUGAACACCUUCAAGGAGCACCACUCCACCCCCACCAUCUCGCUGUCGGGCUGCCCGGCCGACCUGCGCCCGGCCGGGAAGCAGCGGGUGCCCACGGGCAUGUCCUUCACCAACAUCUACAGCACCCUGAGCGGGCAGAGCCGCCUCUACGACUACAGCCAGCGCUUCGUGCUGGGCAUGGGCAGCAGCUCCAUCGAGCUGUGCGAGCGCGAGUUCCAGCGCGGCUCCAUGAGCGACAGCAGCUCCUUCCUCGACACCCAGUGCGACAGCAGCAUCAGCAGCAGCGGGAAGCAGGAUGGCUACGUGCAGUUCGACAAGGCCAGCAAGGCCUCCGCAUCCUCCUCCCACCACUCCCAGUCCUCUUCCCAAAACUCGGACCCCAGCCGGCCCCUGCAGAGGCGGAUGCAGACGCACGUUUGAGCCCCUCCGGGGGCCGCUCGGGACCCUCCGCGUGGGCGCCGUGGCGCUCGGACAGUGGCGCCCGCCGGCAGCGGCGGUGGGAAGAGGCCGGAUCCAGCCCCCAGAGCGGGGCUGCGGGGCGGGGGGCCGGCCCAGCAUCCCCCCCUGCCCGGUACAUGCUAAGCACAACCCCGCCGAGGACGCGCUGAGCCCCGGGGAGCCGGAGCCGCCCCCUCCGCGGGGCUGGGGACGCCCCCGGCCCCGCCGCGCCCCCCCAGCCGCUCGCCUCCGCUUCCCGCUGCCCUCUCCCACCCGGCUCCUUCCCUUCCCUCGUCGUGUUCGGUGUCCAUACUUAUAAGAGUCCGUUUCGGGGGGGUUUUGGGGGGGUCCCGCCACGUGGGACAGGAUGGGGGGGACAUCGGUGGGACAGGGACCCCCCGGGAAGGGCCUCUCCAGCUGUAUCGCGGCGCCGCGGUCAAUACAAGAGGUGUUUCUCGUGGCA
This is a messenger RNA of Myiozetetes cayanensis, 2966 nucleotides long. It is a transcript of the gene KIRREL3, whose product is annotated as kirre like nephrin family adhesion molecule 3. Gene Ontology annotation, biological process: synapse assembly; cell-cell adhesion. The transcript is spliced from 17 exons. Bases 143 to 2485 code for a protein of 780 amino acids. Gene Ontology annotation, molecular function: cell adhesion molecule binding. The record is from RefSeq and is a predicted model, not a curated record. Gene Ontology annotation, cellular component: cell-cell junction. NCBI's taxonomy places the organism in Eukaryota, Metazoa, Chordata, Aves, Passeriformes, Tyrannidae.